AUGCCCGAGGGUGGCGACGGCGGGGAAGCGCCCGCACUCAUCCUGGACGGCGAACCGCUGCGCGAGGAGCAGCGACCCCUGAAACCAUCCCUGGGGGGCUCUCUGUGCCGAGAGUCACACUGGAAAUGCCUGUUGCUCACACUGCUCAUCCACGCUUGCGGUGCAGUGGUGGCCUGGUGCCGCCUGGCCACUGUGCCACGGCUGGUCCUGGGCCCCGAGGCUGCCCUGGCCCGUGGAGCCGGGGGCCCGCCGCCCACCUACCCAGCUAGUCCAUGCUCCGAUGGCUACCUGUACAUCCCGCUGGCCUUCGUUUCCCUCCUCUACCUCCUCUAUCUGGCUGAGUGUUGGCACUGCCACGUGCGCUCCUGCCAGGCACCCCGCACGGACGCCAGCACCGUGCUUGCCUUGAUCCAGCGGCUGCAGCACGCUCCUCCAUGCGUCUGGUGGAAGGCCACCAGCUACCACUAUGUUCGCCGCACACGCCAGAUCACACGCUACCGGAACGGCGAUGCCUACACCACCACACAGGUCUACCACGAGCGGGCCGACAGCCGCACGGCGCGUGGCGAGUUCGACUACUCAGCCCACGGGGUCCGCGACGUCUCCAAGGAGCUGGUGGGCCUGGCCGAGCACGCAGCCACACGGCUGCGCUUCACCAAGUGUUUCAGUUUUGGCAGCGCUGAGGCGGAGGCAUCAUACCUCACGCAGAGGGCCCGCUUCUUCGGAGCCAACGAGGGCCUGGACGACUACCUAGAGGCCCGCGAGGGCAUGCACCUGAAGGAUGUGGACUUCCGCGAUUCCCUCAUGGUCUUCGCUGAUCCCCGCAGCCCCCCCUGGUAUGCCCGCGCCUGGGUCUUCUGGCUCGUGUCCGCUGCCACACUGUCCUGGCCCCUGCGGGUGGUGGCAGCCUAUGGCACAGCCCACGUGCAUUACCAGGUGGAGAAGCUCUUUGGGGCCAGCUCCCCACCUCCUGGGGCAGUGCCCAGUGGGCCCCCACUCUCCCGCGUGGCCACAGUGGACUUCACUGAGCUCGAGUGGCACAUCUGUUCCAACCGCCAGCUGGUGCCCAGCUACUCUGAGGCUGUGGUCAUGAGUGCUGGCUCAGGGGCCUACCUCCGAGGCUGCCAGCGCUGCCGCCGCUCAGUCAGCAGCAACUCGCUGCCCCCAGCCCGACCCAGCGGGCCCCGCCUGCCCUUCAGCCGCAGCCGCCUCUCGCUGGGAGCCGGGGGCCGGGCCACACCAGGGGUCUUCCGCAGCCUGAGUGGGGGGCCUCUGGGGCGCCGUGGAGAGGACACAGAGCCCCUGGAAAGUCCCCCAUGCUAUGAGGACGCCCUUUACUUCCCGGUGCUCAUUGUCCAUGGUGACAGCGGCUGCCAGGGGGACGGACAGGGGGCACUCUGA
Chrysochloris asiatica (Cape golden mole) is the source of this 1401-nucleotide messenger RNA. RefSeq names its product transmembrane protein 151A (gene TMEM151A). The record is from RefSeq and is a predicted model, not a curated record. The coding region runs from base 1 to 1401 and encodes 466 amino acids. The transcript has 2 exons. NCBI's taxonomy places the organism in Eukaryota, Metazoa, Chordata, Mammalia, Afrosoricida, Chrysochloridae.